AUGGCGGAGGAUAGCCAACAGAGGAAAGACAGUCUUCUUCAACCUGGUCCAUCCAGACCUCACCCAGAUGCAGGACCCACUGUGAGAACAUCCACCCAGCCCUCCAUCGCCUCUCUUACUCUUCCUUCCAAAGAGGCAUUGUCAGCAUUGUACCAACAGCGACAGAAAGUUGAGCUGCGGAGGCUCCUGAAGCACACCCACCCGGAGCUGAGGAACCUGGAAAGCCUGGAUUGGGUGGUGGAUCAGGAGCUGGCUGAGGUGCUGCAUUUAGAAACCCAGCUGAUCGCUGGCGAGACCGGAUACGAGGGAGAGGUCCUGUCCAGGCGGUGGAUAUUUGAGAACAGUGUACAGAGCAAUACUGUGGAUCCCCACACUUCUAAAAUGCACAUGGCGGAGGGGGCCGGGGUUGGAGUUGCGGUUGGGGUUGGGGUUGGGGCUGGAGUUGGGGCUGGGGUUUGGGGAGACGUGAAGAGAACAUCAGCCUUGUUUGAGAAACCAUGGUAUAACCAGAACCUUCAGGAGGAGAGGGUUAAAGGAACCACGGACCAGGUGGAGAGGACUGAUGCUGCUCAUGGGGAACUUACUGAGUGUGAGGAGGAAUUGGUUAGGAUGGAAGUCCAGUCUGCUAGGAGGAUGUUUGAGAGCCAGCAGGUCGACACCCUGAGGGCCAGCCAGGAGGACGUGGCCCUAAACAAGGUUUUCGUGUCAGAGGACGAGAGGGGAGCUGUUCAGAAGAGAAAACAAGCAUUUGAGGCAAGAAGCAGUAAGACAGUUCAGCGAGAGAUCAAAAGCCACAUUUGUUUUAAAAAUCUUGAUGUGAGUUCUCAGUCUGAGGGAGAAGCUCUGGGUGUCGGUGUUAAUAGUGCUGAGCCUGAGGUCGGCAAAGUCCAGCCACAGCAUGAAGGGGUCUCCACAGUCAAACAGGUCUUUGAGAGAAAGUCACAGUGUGCUUCAAACGCAGAUGUUGACGUUGAAACUAGUCCAAGAAGUCCAAAGUAUCAGUGUACUUCUCUACUUGAAAACAGAGCAAUAAACAAAACUGGAAAACCAUCACAUCUGCAGGAACCAAAGCCCCAAAACACCAGUUCACUCCCAGGCAACCUAGAUCCAGACAGAAGGGACCAGGAGGACGUGUUAGCGUUAGCGGCUAAUGUCAGGAACAGAGCUCAGCUGUUUGAGUCCACUCUGUUUGACUUGAUCAACCACCAGAACAGAGAGGAGAUGGAGACGGUGGCAGAGAGCAUCAACGAGAUACUGAACACUCUCUGUCACUUCAAUGCCAUCCACUCCCACGGAUCCAUCAUCAAGGCUAGCGAGACAGGAAGUGGUCAGAAGGCUAGGUACAGGCUGACCCCCGGUCUGAGACCAGAGAUAGAACAGGAAAAUGUGGCUGAGGGCGGGGUUAGGAACUUUAUACUCCAGCUGUUACCCCGGGCAACCCUUAAGCCUCAGGUAGUUUAUCUGAAGGAGGAUGCGAAGGGGAACGUGGAGGUUACCGUGGUGAUAGUACCUUUCCAUCAGGUAUGUCUGGCUUCAAACCAAGACAAAGAGUUCAGAACAGCUAACGUUGUCCAGCUCAUCGAGGACAUCCUCAGCCAGGACAGCUCUCUGAGGAAAGGAGUAGUUAUACAGGAGGAUGGUCAGGGACGGGCUGAGGUCACCGUUUACUCCUUGUACAACCAUUCUGAAGGAGAGGUGGAGAGGUACUAUCCCCCGCAGGAACAGAGGAUGGAGACGAACGUCCUAGACAUUGCUGCAGGUGACAAGAUUAAAACAGAGACUGGUGAAGUAAGGAGAGGCGAUGUGAAGUCAACCAUCAGCUCUCUCUUGGCCACCAGUCAGGACCACUCAGCCCCAGCCUCUUACAAACCUGAGGUCAAUGUCAUGGGGAAUGUCAAGUUAUUCAGGAGCUGCAUUGAAAAGGGAGAUCUGGAGUAUCUGAAAACCCUGCAGGGCCAGCCAGAGGAGGAGAAGGAACUCCCAAACCAGACUGACACUGUGACGGGUGUCUCCACGGAGCCAAAGACACAUCAUCAACAACAACAACCAGAGGAUCAGGUGGAACCGAAUGAUCCAGAUAUAGUCCCAGUGGAUGUGAAGAAACUGAAGAACAUCUUCUUAGCCCACCAGAGCUGUGGCCAACAGAAAGAGACUAAGGCAGAGAAGACCUCUAAGGAGAAGACCUCUAAAACAAUAGUCCAGGUCCAGCACACCUCUGUGGAGAAGAAAGAGACGUGCUCUGAUUCUGCUAUAAAGACCUCCACAUCCCACUCAUCCACAGAGCAGCAACAGGAGGAGGAGGGAAGGUAG
This is a messenger RNA of Coregonus sp. 'balchen', 2310 nucleotides long. The record is from the annotation of a GenBank genome assembly. NCBI's taxonomy places the organism in Eukaryota, Metazoa, Chordata, Actinopteri, Salmoniformes, Salmonidae.